Messenger RNA from Iphiclides podalirius (scarce swallowtail), 726 nucleotides. Lineage: Eukaryota; Metazoa; Arthropoda; Insecta; Lepidoptera; Papilionidae. The record is from the annotation of a GenBank genome assembly.
AUGGUCAAAAGCCCGCUCAGCUUGGCAACGCCUAAUGAACCGGGCCGCUGGAGAGUAUAUUUUGAUCAACUCAAGAGCAGAAGUUGGAAAACAAGUUCUGGGAGUACAUUUCACACCCGUCGAAAUGUGUCCGCGCUGGUUCGUAGCGAAGUAACUUUCUGCGGCUCAACCGAGCGCGUCCCUUCAACAGGAAACGAAGUCCGAGCGGGGGGCUAUUCCGCGCGCGCAAAUCUUCCGGCGAGCGGACUUCGCGCGGCUUCGAAGCCGCCCGGUGCAGCACUCACCUUAGGCCGGCCGUCCGCUCACCGUCGGGCGGCGGUGUUGGCCCAUGGCGCGCUCACAGAACUCACUCGCAGCGGGCCCCGCUCACUGAGUCACGUGUCGACGUACCGACGGAGUCCGCGCGUGUCGGCGCCAGGUGGCCGCCCGCGUUGUUUACGGCCGCUUACGCAACGCAGUUGUCGCGUUGACGCGCGUCAGUCGAGUGCCGGCCGAUGCUUUACGAGCGGCGCCUCCCCCCACGGCGCGCCGCGACGCCGCACUAAAUCCGCGAGUCGGCGAGCACCCGGCCCCCUUAAUCCGGCAUCGGCGCGGCGACGGGGCCCGUCGAUUAAUUGGACGGUCGGCGCGGACGGUCGUGUCGCAGCGGUCGGGCACAGCGCGCCCGUGGCCGGCGAGUGCGCCGCGCCGGAGUUUCUUCGUGUAUCGUCCGAUGCACCAGACGCU